GAGUCGGCAGUCUGGAAGCAGCUCAAGGCGGACAAGGCGAAGCGCCAGGCUGCUCAGGAGGCGCAGUCAGUGGCACAGCCAGAAGGCGGAGCCGCGGGUGCCGAGAAGGAUCUGAAGGGGCUUAAGAAGAGCCAGAAGAAAGCCGAGAUGAUCAAAAUGAAAGCCCCGAGAGCAGACCUCGUCAUCGACGAAGAGAACGACGUGGAGUUCCUGCGCCACCCUCGCGAGACCAUCGAGUACAUGGCGAAGAUCGACUCGACGAGGCACGGCGACAUCGCGUCCUCCAAGGACCUUGCUAUCCGUGGCUGCCCGAUGGGCUCUGUGGAGCUUAUGAAGGGGGGGGGGGGGGGCAAGUCCAAGCUGAACGGGUUCUCGGCACUUCGCAAGAUGGCCAUAGCCGCGCUGCGCAAGAACGCGAACUUGGCGCCGAGGGCGUCUGAUCCAGAUUUCCCUGAUGGCGAACAACCGGGGACUGUUGAAGAGCAGGCUGCCUUGGCGACGGCGGCUAUCGAGGACAAGACGAUCGCAUGGGCUACCGCGGGCGAGAAGGCAGAGGAGUACACCUCGCAGAUUGCAGCGAGUAAGGACCACUUCGUCGAGAACAGCAGCAUGCUCCCCAUCAUGGGUCGCAUGUGCGCUGCGAGGGCUUUGAGCAACGCGAUGGGCAGGGCCGCUGAGAUUAUGCAGAAGCAGGCGGUCUUCGAGUCCUUGAAGGAGGCGGCGCUCGCUAUUGCCCAGGCUGCCAUUGAGGAGGUGCGCGUGGUGAUUCUACCAGAGUGGGACAUCAUCGUAGACUUCAUCGCCAAGGCAAUGGCGCAGGACAAGCUAGGCGACCUCGCGCUCACCGGCUGGAACAGCCUGUUCAAGCUGGACAACAACAACUUGUCCAACGGCUCCGCGGGCGCCAGCAAGCCCGUGCACUGGGAGACUUGGGCCGCGGCAUGGAUUGAGGAGUCCUUCAGUUGCUACGACGUGGCAGUCGCGGCCGAUGGGCUCGCCUACAAAGUGAAGAAGAUGAAGCACUUCGUCAAGAACGACAUCAAGAAGGAGCUCAAGGUAUCUGCACAGGUGGACGUCUUCAUGAACGAGAAGAACAAUAUGGUGAAAGAGAUCAUUGAAGCGAUGGGCGCGGAGCACGCGGCGGAGUUAGCCUCCGAAGCGGUUCAAUCGGCUCCGACGCAAAUGAUAUUGAACCGAGUUGCGCUGCAGACCCAGCCGGCGUUGAAGGAGAAGGGGCCCAGGUCGGAGAAGAAGAAGGAUGAGAAGGCCAUCCGUGACGGUCAAAAAGCAACGAGUCUGACAAGAAGGCUGUGGAGCCGCCCUUGCUGCGAGAUUGGUUCACGGAGGUCCAAGAGCGAGGAGUCCGCUGUGACCAGAUGGACCUCGGAGCUCAUGAAGAAGGUGAUCAACGCCGCGGUGUCGGAGAAGAUUGCGCGGGUGAUGUUGACCGAGGGCCCAUGCCCCGCAGGCUGCAACCUGGCACUCGACAUUAAGGAGGGGGAGACAGCGAAGGACACGAAGAAGACUUCAGUGGAUAUCAUUCGCAAGAACGCCCCCAACGCCACCGAGUGCAGGCUCCCGUGCUGGGGGAAGGUCGUGGACGACAGCGUUGCCCAGCACUUGCCGAGGCAUUCGGUCAUGCAGCUGAAGCUUGCGAGCGGAGACGGGCCAGACCUCUGGCUCGACGGGGCUCAGUUUCAGAACGUUAAGCGCAGCGACUUCUGCCCAGCGUGGCUCUUCUCGCACGUGCAGCCCUCGGACAAGGACAAGGGCGCAGAUGUGCAGGAGCCGCCGAAGAAGAAGGGGCGGAAGUCGGCUCAGGGAGUCAAGUACGAGCCUCACGACACGCACGAAGUUCACUACGAGCCGAUGCCGAUCGAGAUCACCGUGAAUGGCGAGGCCCACAUCCUCGACUACACCAGGCCGUACCUGAAGGACGUCACGGGCGAGCGCAAGGAUGUGCACGGCAUCCCGUGCCACCGCAGGGCGGUGGGCAGCGAAGAGAUGGACAUCAAGAAGAAGGCCAGGGCGCCUAUGGGCGCCUCUGGCUCUGCAGCCCACUAA
Molecule: messenger RNA, 2064 nt
Organism: Prorocentrum cordatum
Lineage: Eukaryota; Dinophyceae; Prorocentrales; Prorocentraceae
Source: the annotation of a GenBank genome assembly